Sphenostylis stenocarpa is the source of this 1665-nucleotide messenger RNA. The record is from the annotation of a GenBank genome assembly. NCBI's taxonomy places the organism in Eukaryota, Viridiplantae, Streptophyta, Magnoliopsida, Fabales, Fabaceae.
AUGUUCUCCUUUCGAAAACUCUACUCUCAUUGCUUCUUCUCCUUCGUUCUUAAACCCUGGCCAAACCCUAAAUUCCAGAGCACGAAAUCCGCCUCCAAGUUCGUCGCAAAAACCACCGUAAAAGAAGCCCAAGCCGCCUUGCUCGAGUACCUCCACUCCACGCGCAGCCUCAACUUCUUAGACGCCGACAACAUGUGCACAAACUCGCCCUCCUUCCUCCACGACCUCCUCGCCAAAACCCACUCUCACACGCGGCGCGUCGACACCAAGCGCUCCAUCUCCCGCUACCUCCGCUACCACCCCAUCAACGAGUUCGAGCCCUUCUUCGAAAGUGCGGGUCUUUCCCCUCCCGAGUACGCCCCCCUCCUCCCGCCUCACAUGAUUUACCUAAACGACGACGUUCUGCUCAUGGAGAAUCACCAGGCGCUCUGCAACUAUGGCGUUCCCCGCACUAAGAUGGGGAGGGUUUUCAAACUCGUGCCUCAGGUUUUUCGGUAUGAACCCGGCGUUUUGAUCUCUAGGCUUCGGGAAUACGAAAACCUUGGUGUUUCACCAAAGACUUUGGUCAAUGUGGUUGCUUCCAGUCCCUGCGUUUUGGUUCGGGGUGUUGACCUUGAUUUUGUUAAGGUUGUGGAGAAGUUGAAGAGUGUUAUGGGAAAGGAUUGUGAUUGGAUUGGAGAGCGUUUGUUGAUUAACAAGGGUUGUUGUAAUUGGAGAGUAAUGCGUCAGGUUUUGAGUUUGGUUUCUAGAGUUUACAAUGAGAAACAGUUGGUUGAUUUAGUCACCCGUCACCCUGAUUUGAUUUUUGAGGAGUCUGGACGAUGUGUGUUGUCUUUGAUUGAUUUUUUGUUGAAAUUUGGCUUGUCUGUAAACCAGGUUUCUGUCAUGCUGCUCGAAUUUCCGGAGAUUCGGGUUGCAAAAUUUUUGUCCAAUUUGAGGCUGUGUUUUCUGUUCUUGACUGAGAUUGAGAUGGAGGCUUCGGAGAUUGGGAGGAUUUUGCAGUCUCAUUGCUUGGUGCUGGGUUCCUUCACCAUGAAGAGAACGAUUACUUUGCUUACUAGCUUGAAUGUGGGAAAGAAACGGCUGUGUAGAAUUGUGAGGGAUGAUCCUCUAAUAAUGAAGAGUUGGGCUUUGGGAAGGAGGAUUGAGCCUCUGGUGAGCUCGUAUUUGGAGUAUGAAUCGAAGGCCCUGAAGAAGGAGUUCAUGCUGAGGUUGGGGUAUGAGGAGAACUCUAAAAAAAUGAAUCAGUCGAUUAGGUUGUUCAGGGGUAAGGGAGCUGAGCUUCAGGAAAGACUUGAAUUUAUUGUUAAUGCUGGUUUGGAUUAUGAUGUUGUCUGUAGGAUGAUUCGAGAUUCCCCGCGGAUUCUUAAUCAGACAACGGAGAGGAUGAACUUGAAAAUCAAGUAUCUUGUGAAUGAAGGAUAUUCGAUAUCAGAUUUGGUGGCUUUUCCUUCCUUUCUUUCCUAUUCGCCUCGAAGGUUUAAGCUGAGGUGUUCAAUGUAUAAUUGGCUCAAAGAACAUGGAGCUGUAGAAGCAGCGGGGCUUGCUUUGAGCACUAUAAUUGCAUGCUCUGAGAAAGCGUUUGAGAAGCUGUAUGUGAAGCGCCAUCCGGCUGGCCUUCAAGUUUGGCAGGAUUUGAAGGCACAAAUUUCUUCUAAGGCUUAG